Molecule: messenger RNA, 7098 nt
Organism: Lytechinus pictus (painted urchin)
Lineage: Eukaryota; Metazoa; Echinodermata; Echinoidea; Temnopleuroida; Toxopneustidae
Product: glucoside xylosyltransferase 1-like
Exons: 9
Coding region: 110-1966 (618 amino acids)
Biological process (GO): protein O-linked glycosylation via N-acetylgalactosamine
Molecular function (GO): UDP-xylosyltransferase activity
Source: RefSeq, a predicted model, not a curated record
AAACAAUCAGACCAACAAGUUGAAUUGACAUUGAUCACCGGCCCGUGAAUCUAUUCACAUUUUCCUGUACUUAUUUUUUCAGCCUGAGAAGUAGCUGGCAACAACACCAAUGCUUGUACAGCAACUAGCACUAUUUACGCCAUUUUCAUACGUAAUUCUUGGCGAAAUUAUACCAUCUCGUUCGGGGAAAAUGAGGUUAAAAUUCAAGACGCUGGUUAUGCUCUCGUUAAGCGUGGGCUUGGUAGCGCUUGGUGGAUAUUUUUACCGGGGGAGUGGCGGGGAAGGAGAUUACAACGGCCGCUUAUCUGCUCAAGGACCGCUUGUUGGCGAUGACUUUGUUCGCGUGCCCGGCCACGUACGGCAGAAACAAGACGCAAAGAAGCAUCGAGUUAUUGAAGAUGAAAUCGUGAAAAAUGUUAUGAGCGAUGAAGGAAAAGGAAAGAAACACAGGAUAGAAGACAAAAUGGAGGAAAAAGUCCCGCCGCCAGCACCAAGGAAAGUGAGAAAGGUUUUCCCGGACCCGAUUAGUUUGAAACCACAGGGACCGAAGCCAGAACUAGGUGAAAGGCAAAACCUCCCCCAUGGAGCUCCCGUCAAAGAAAAAGUCCCCCAACCCCCUGUGCAACCGCCACAGCCCCCAGGAAAUGGCCAACUCCACCGCCAACAAGCACCUCAACCCCCUGCAGCUCAACCCCCUGCUCAACAAGCCCAACCAGCUCAACCACCUGCACAAAAACAAGCCCAACCAGCCCAACCCCCUGCACAAAAACAAGCCCAACCAGCCCAACCCCCUGGGAUAAAUGACAAGCCCCACCCCCAGGACAUCAAUAAUCCCCACCCAGGCCAAGAAACCGCGAACAUCAAUCAAGCUCGACUAGAGGCAGCAAAACAAAAACAGAUGGUAUUGAUGGAAAAUAUGAAACAACAAUCCCAGCAUGCAUCACAGCAUAAACAGGAAGUCAACCAGGCAGUGGAUUCUGGGAAGCAGCCAGGACCCAACUCUGUGAUCAAUCUGUCCGUGGUGUGCUGUGGGGACAGGACAGAUGAGACGGUCGUCAUGUUGAAGACGGCUACCAUUCUCACUCAACAAAACUUGCAUUUUCAUAUCUUUGCUGAGGACGAUCUACAGGCCGGUAUUGCGCAGAGGUUGGACGCAUGGCCUGCUGUUUACCGUCGCAAGAUUCAAUUUGACCUCCGCCCGAUAUCAUUUCCACCCGGAGAAGACCCCGAGAAAUGGAAAAAGGUCUUUAAGAUGUGCGCCACCCAACGACUCUUUCUACCCGAUCUCCUACCCCAUGUCGAUUCCUUGCUCUACGUGGAUACAGAUAUCCUGUUUAUUCGUCCGAUAGAGGAGAUUUAUAGUUUCUUCAAGCAAUUCAAUUCUACACAGAUGGCAGCCAUGACCCCGGAGCACGAGGUCAAGAAUAUUGGAUGGUACAACCGUUUUGCAAGGCAUCCGUACUACGGAGAAACGGGAAUGAAUUCUGGUGUGAUGCUGAUGAACCUAACCAGAAUGAGACAAUUUGGUUGGACUAAGAAGAUUGUUCCUAUCUAUCAUGAAUAUAAACUCAAAAUCACGUGGGGAGACCAAGAUCUUAUCAACAUUGUCUUCCAUGACUAUCCACAGGGGCUGUUCCCGUACACAUGUGAAUGGAACUAUCGACCGGACCACUGUAUGUACUCUAACAACUGCCGUCGGACAGACGAGCACGGGAUAGCCGUUAUACACGGCAAUCGAGGCGUCUAUCAUAACGAAAAGCAGCUCGCAUUCAGAGCUAUCUAUGAGUCUUUUAGAGAUUAUACCUUUGGAGCUGACCUGGAAAUGGGUUUAAUCCAGCCUCUCACUCAGCAGCUGAACCAGCCCAGCCUGUCUAAAAACUAUUGUGCACAAGCAGUCUUAUUACCAGUCACUUCAACGCUAAAAAAAUAUGUAAACAAGGUUAUUCCUAUCAAAACACCUGUUUGAUAAAGCCUAUAGAUGCAUGCAGGUGAAAGACUGCAGUGUUGUGUUGGUAGUCUUUAUAACAGUCACUUCUACGGUGAGUAGGCGAUCGGAUUGGGUUGUUCCAAUCUAAACUUCUGUAUUAAUGAGCCUAAUAUUUGAACAUGUGAGUCACCAGUGAGUGCAGGAAGUCACCUCAUGGACAAAGUGGCCUUUGACCUGAGGUUUUUAGGUGGAGAUCCCGGAUUUUCUGAAGGGGAUGCAUAUUGCCCCCAAAAUUUGAUAAGCGUAAAAAAGGGUCAUCACUUCCAAUUGAAGGUCUUUGGGGAUCUUCUCUUUUCUCUUAUUUUUGGUCACAAUUUUAUGUGGAGCACCCAUCCCCCCAUCCGCAUCUAGCAUGUAUGUACAGUAGAAACCAUCUGGAUAACAAACCCAACAUGAACAGUGCAGGAAGAGCGAUGGUCCUGUGCAACAAUAUGAGGCGAAUGUCUUUGCGAGAGAAGUUAAAGCAUUGUUCAACGUAAAACAGAGAGGCCGAGAUUAUUGAAAGUGAAGUGAUGUUAUGAUUUCGGAUUAGGACGAUAAUUGUAAUCUGCAUGAAUAUUAAUGAACACAAAUUGUCUGGUGAAAUCAAUGAAACAUGGUCUGCAUGAAUAUUCAUGAACAAAGAUUGUUGAAAUUGCAUAAAUAUUCAUGAACAAAGAUUGUUGAAAUUGCAUGAAUAUUCAUGAACACAAAUUAUGUGGUGAAAUCAAUGAAACACGGACUGCAUGAAUAUUCAUAAACACAUUGUGAAACCAAUGAAGCAUAUGGUCUUCAUUGAUAUUUGUAAACACAAAUUGUAAGGGGAUAUCCAUGAAACAUGGUCUACAUGAAUAUUCAUGAACACAGAUUGUUGAAAUUGCAUGAAUAUUAAUGAACACAAAUUGUGUGGUGAAAUCAUUGAAGCACAUGCUGCAGGCAUAUUCAUAAAACUUUGUGAAAUCAAUGAAGUAUAUGGUCUUCAUUAAUAUUCAUGAACACAAAUUGUAAGGGGAUAUCCAUGAAAUAUGGUUUUCAUGAAUAUUCAUGAACACAAAUUGUAUGGUUAACAUCAAUGAAACAGCCUACAUGUACAUGAUUGUUUGAAUAUUCAUGAACACAAAUUUUGUGCUGAAUAGCAAUGAGACAUGGACUGCAUGAAUAUUCAUUAAUACAAGUAGUAAGGUAAAGUUAAAUGAAACAUGGUCUGUCUGUAUAUUUGUUGAUAUUUGUGUUGAAAUUUGCAUGAAUAUUCAUGAACACGAGUUGUUUGGUGAAAGCAUUGAAACAUGGGCUAUGUAAAUAUUCAUGAACACAAAUUUUAUGCUGAAAUCGAUGAAACAUGAUUGUUGAGGAGCUCCUUUUACGAUGCAAUACAUGUUUCCGUUAUGGGAAGAUAUGCAACUCAAUGGAUAAGUCUGUAGAAUUUUGAAAAGUCAUCUCAAUCGAAACUGGGCCUAAAAGGCACCAGAAGUCUGUGUAGCAUGCAACAUGACUGUACGACCAAAGGGUUCUGAACCCCGUCUUACAAUGAGUUACGAUUGAUCCGAUCAAUCACAAUUACGGACGGCCUACAACGUCAUCAUCUAGUAUGCAUGUUCAAAAAUAUUUUCUAGCUAUGAUGUAUAUUCAUGCAUUCAUUGUUUUAUUGAAAAUUUACUGCGCUUCUCUUUGUAUACAAAGGACAUUGUGCAAAUUUUUCGUAGAAAAUUAUGACAAAUGGAUUUCCAUAGAGUUACGAUUGAUCAGAUCAAUCGUAACUCUUUGUAAGACGGGGCCCAGAUCCUUAAACCUAUAGAUUUGCAUCUGUGUUAUAAACUGAUUAUAAAAAGUUUCCCAAAUUAAGUUAUUAUCCCCCCAAAAUAACAAAAAUAAGCUUAUACAUCUGGGGGGGGUAUUCUGAAAAGUCUCGUAAGUUUCCACUUAAGUUUCCUCAUAAGUUACCCAUUUAAUGGAGCGCUAAUGUACCUCCAAAUUCGUAUUCUGAAAACUCUAUUAGCGCUCAAUUAACUCCCUUUAGGCCACGCCCCUACUGAGCCAAAUUAGCCAAUCAAAUGCGCUCUUACAACGUAAAAUUUUCUCCCAGCGCGUAGUGUCUCUUCACUUUGCUGGCUUGCAGCGCAGCGCCCGGCUGCUGCAGGUGGACUGCACCACGAUAUUGAUACAAAAAAUUUUUGCUGAAAAAUAAUGCUAAAAGCAUUUGCAUCGGAGAUUAACAGGAGGGUCAUUAUGUUGUUGAAGCUAACUGUUGUCUUUUCCCUUUCUCUCAUUUAUUGUACCUUUGUGAUUUUCUCUUUUUUUUCGAACGCGUUCUGAUUUCACAUCCACCUAUUGUAGCUUUCUUUGUUUUGUUUUUUUUACAAUAUUUUAUUUGCCUCUGUCUCGGGGUCAUGAUGGGGGGGGGGGUUCUUCUUUAACUUAAUUCCUACUUAUUUUAAAAAUAACAUACUUUUCAUUUUUAUGAGAAAUCUUCUUCAACAAAAUGCUGAUUUGAAUAAAAUGAUUUUAAAAAUCAAACUAGCAUAAUCGUUAAAAAAGCCGAAAUUUUAUUGAAAUUGGAUGUACAAAUGUUAUGAUAUUUAAGAUUUUAUAGGUGGGGAAAACGAUGGCAUCCCUCACUAUUUUUUUUCUUUUGUACCAAAGGGGUCAAUGCUUAUUUUUUCAUUGUCGGAAACAAGGUUUGAUUCCCCCCUGAACAUUGCUGCAUCUAUUGUUACUUGGCAAUCUCAUUAUUGUCAAAAUAAUGUGCAAAAAUACUUUAUGAUGCUUAUAAUAAAAGAAAAUAUAGAAAAAUAAUAGUCAUAUUUCCCCUAUAAGUACACAAUUUCUGUUUUCUUUUUCCUUCUUUUCUAAUUUCUUUAUUACCAAAUAUAGCCCCCAUUCCUUAUUUUACUUGUAUAAAUUGUGAAUAUUUUUUGAACAAAUUUAAGCCUGAAACAUAUUGUUUCAAAGUCCGCCAAGUUUGGACACCCAUACCACCUUCUUUCCCUUUAUUCCCUUUUUAUACCUUUCUCCUUUAUUCUCUUGCUUCCUCCUAAAUUUGGUCGCAGUAUUAAACCGAUUUGAUGAUAUUUAUACGAAAUGAAAGCCACAUUUAGCAAGAGAAAAUGAGACUUAAUGGACCUCUUAUCACCAUUAUCUUUCCCCACUGGAAAGUCCGCUAAUUGAGCGCUAAGAGACUUUUCAGAAUACCAAAAGUCUCGUAACUACUCAAUUAAGUCUUCGCGCGGUCAUAACGCGUACUGUUGCAAGUGCGCGCAACGCAACCCUGCCAAAUAAGGAAAGGGGCGCUUAAGGACGUUCCACAGUUAAAGUGAAAUCCAUGUCAUUUUCACCAAACUUUGCACAUAGAUACUUUAGAACCUUAAUAUUCGAAAUAUGCCAAAAUUAACAUAGGUCCAUGUGCUCGAUUUUUUGCUAUAGAGCUUCAAAGUUCACCCAAAUUGAUGUUGUUAAGAAUUGCGCAUUCAAAAGAAUUUGGCAUUUUUAGACCUCGCAAGAUUACUACAAUGAGUUUAAACCUCUAUUACUCAGUCAAAAUACAUGAAAAAGUCAUCAAAUUUCGCAAGAGAGUUAAUAAUUGUAUCGUUAGAAUGGAGAAUCUAUUUAUAGUGCUAUUUGUUAGCAGUUUUAAGUCUAACAGCACUGUCAGUUCUUAAAAUGGCGUAAAAGAUAACAAGAACCCAAUCUAAAAAAAUGUGAAAUUUCAAUAACAUACUACAAAAGUACAAUAAAUGCUGCACUUUAUUCAAAAUCCAUGUCAUUUUCACCAAAAUUUGCAAAGUUGUAGAGGAAGGUAUACCUAAGAGGUAUAAACAUUAAAAAAUGGGGGUUCAUGUGCUUGUUUUUAAACUAUCAGCAUUUUUUUUGGAGCAAAUGUGCUUUUUAAAACACAAAAAAUGUGCCGAAUGCUUUGUAUCUAUGUGAAGAAAAAAUCAAAACCACUCUACCAUUUAUUCAAACUCGGGGACUUAUUCGUGAUUCUUGGCAGCACUGCAGAGUAAAGUAUUUUGAAAUUGUAGAGAUGUUUUUUUUUAAAUGGUCCAUGGAAUAAUUCCAUUUUUUUAGCUUCAUAAGAUAAUGCAUCGGAUCUGCAGUUAGAGUGCAGAUGUUGAGAAAAAUCAGCUCAUACCCAGAGCUAAUUAAUCACCUGUUCAUCCAUUGUGACGUCAGCGCGCAGAGUGUAAAGUAUGCGCAGAUCAUAAUGCGCACAAACAUAACUGUGGAACGUCCUUAAGUGACUUUUCAGAAUACCAAAAUGCUAAUUGAGUGCUAAUUGACCGCUAAUUGAGCUUUCAGAAUACCGCCCCUGUAUAAUCAUGAAGAAUGCAAUUUUUGAGAAAAUUCAAUGCAAUAUUUUAUUUUAAUAAAUACAAUGUUAUAGUAAAGUAGUCAUUGAAUUAACAGAAAAAAUAUACGUGAAUUCUUAGGAAAUGUAACGCCUACGGUGUCAGUGGCACUUUUGCCAAAUUUAAGAGGUGAUCAUUUUCUUGAGCGUCAGAACGGCUUUGGUAUUAUCUUCUUGCUGAAACGAUAUAUGUGUGCUUUAUGUUUUUUUUAAUCUGUAUCCAUUAUUCCAUUUUGCUGUAGAAUACCUUUUUUAAAGCUUAUAAUCACCCCAAAUACCUAAUGAUACAUUAUUUACCAAUGAAAAUAUUAUAAGGUAGGACAUCUACAUGUACUUAUAAAGUAAGAAUAUGCAAGUUUGAUUGAAAAAUGAUAUAUGAUGAACUUGUAAGAAUUGUGAUAUGCAUGACCUUAUGCUCUGGUUGUAUACAUAUCCCUUAAAUGGUACAGCAAGUUACACAAGAUUUGAACACAUAACUUACAGAUAAAUACCAGUUGUGCAUUGGAUACCCACUAUUAACAGCCAUAUGAGAGAUGUAUGACAUUUGUGAUUGAUCACAUGUCUGGGUAUAAAACUGGUCAUUGUUUAAGUUGUUUGUAUGGCCCGUAUUCUAAACUCGAGUUUUAAAUUAAACCGUGGUUUUCAGCUGUGGUUUAACUAUGGAGAGCCAAUUGGAACAAAAAUCCCUGUACACAGUACACAUACAAGUUGUAAACUCAUAUGACACCCAGAUUGUUCAUAAUUGUCUUGGAAUGAUAACUGAAGUAUUUUUCUUUAUAAUGAAAGC